AAGUUAAGCUUUCUAGCUGGACGACAGGGACUACUGUUGGACGAGGGAGGACAGGCACCCGCACACUGGGAACAGAGGUUGCCGCCUCCAUAUCAGGCGGGCGAAAUGCUCGUCCGUUGUGGUCGAAUCCUAGGGACGCUGCUGUCCGCCAACUAAUGAACCUUGGUCAGGCUCUCCUAGGUCGCAUUCUACACCAAGGCGCAUUAGUCGCAUAUCCUUUGAUGUGUGCGAAGGAACUGUCCUAGUGUCGGGACUUCUCUUUUGUCAGACUUUGAUAGAUAGAUGACACAGUCUGGAUAUGCUCCGAUCUAGUGUUUACUCUGCAGCAUCCAGCUGCUGCAAACGUAGAGCUAGGAUCGUUACGAGUUCUGGCGCACCGGGGUCUGCUCGCAGGGAGUGGACUGCAGCUUCUAGAACGUGAGGGCGUGCUGGAGGGUAGUAGUUGCAGUGGUUUGUAGUAUAGAGAGAAUUUCGAACCCUUUUUUUUUUCUUUUUCUUUUUCUUCGGGUGGAUGCCUUGGUGAACAUCUUCGGACAAGGGCUGGUCGCGCAGGGUGGGCGCAGACAGUUGUGAGCACAGCGAAGCCAUGAGUACUGUGGUGAAGCCGGGGGGACUUUUGUCGUCAAUAUCGUCUGGUAUAUCCAACUGUCGCAGCAAAGUCCGCAGCUACAUCGCAACUGAGCACUCGGAGGUCGUCAACCCGGACGGAAGUAACGUUGAGCAGGAUGAGACUGCAUCCAGGUUCAAGGUGGAGGAGCGGGAAAGCCUUUGGACACAGGUUCACAAUUAUAUUGGAUCUGAUGUAUCGUCUUUGAUUACCCUGCCAGUUACAAUAUUUGAGCCUAUGUCCAUGCUACAGAAGAUGGCUGAGAUAAUGGAAUAUUCAUACCUUCUUGAUAAGGCUGACCAAUGUGAAGAUUCUUCGAUGAAGUUGGUCUAUGCCUCUACAUGGGCAGUAUCGGUGUACUUCGCAUAUGCGCGGACCUGGAAGCCUUUCAAUCCCAUUCUCGGUGAGACCUAUGAGAUGGUCGACAAGAAUGGCCUCACGUUCUUGGCAGAGCAGGUGAGCCACCACCCACCAAUGGGAACUGCUCAUGCGGAGAAUGAGCACUUCAGCUACGAUGUUACUUCAAAAUUGAAGACCAAGUUUCUUGGAAAUUCGGUGGAUGUGUUCCCUCUUGGAAGGACAAGAGUGUUGCUGAAAAAAUCCAACAUGGUGCUUGAUUUGGUGCCUCCGCCGACCAAAGUGCACAACGUGCUUUUUGGACGAACUUGGGUAGAUUCCCCAGGCGACAUGGUCAUGACAAAUCUCACAACAGGGGAGAAAGUUGUGCUUUACUUUCAUCCAUGUAAUUGGUUCGGGAAGAGGCUUGGACGCGCGCUAUCAUUUGGAAGGCGGAAGGGAAAAUCUCAAGGGAGGGGACGCAACGACAUCGACGGGUUUGUUUACAGCAAGGAUGGGCAACCCAAGAUGAUUAUGACAGGAAAUUGGGCUAAAUCCAUGAGCUACCAGCCAUGCAACGCCGACGGUGAACCAGUUGAGAGGGCUCAACUGAAGGAGAUUUGGAGGGUAGCUGAUGUCCCGAAGGGUGACAAAUACCAGUACACGCAUUUUGCUCAUACUAUCAAUAGUUUCGACUCUGCCCCACCUACACUUCUCGCAUCUGAUUCUCGUCUGCGACCAGAUCGAUAUGCAUUAGAAAGGGGUGAUGUCAGCAGCGCUGGCUUUGAGAAAUCCAGGCUAGAGGAGAGGCAAAGAGCGGAGAAGAAGCUCAGAGAACAGAAGAGACAAGAAUUCGUGCCCCGCUGGUUCAAAAUGUCCGGUGAGAUUGCCCCAACUCCAUGGGGGGAGCUUGAAGUCUACGAGUUCAACGGCAAGUACCACAAACGCGUGGAGUCGAGUCCUGCAGGCCACACGGUGAACGUCGAUCAGUUUCGGUCCAUGGCGUUCGACCCCUGGCAGUUCGGAGCAUCAGGAGAGCAGAACGUCGUCCACGGCUCGCAAGUCGUGCCUGUGUCAGUGGAGCCGACCUUGUUGGUAGCAGCCUCGUGACAUGAGAACCUCUCACUCUAACGCCUGUCGUUUAUGAUUCGAAGUAUGAAUCCUGCAUGUUGCGAUGGGGACGUCACCCAUCUCGGCAUUUCUCUAGACUAGGAAACACAAGACGCGCUUCGUUAGCUCUGGCGGCUCGCCUCGUUUUUAUUUCUCUUUCUGCACAUUAGAUUUCCUCAUUUAUUCAGGAGGGUCGGUUUUAUCCAUGCUGUGAAUAUUACUCCCCGUUAUUGAACAUCAUCGACUUAGAUAAGGAUGAGCAAGUUUAGGCUGACCUCCACCUCGUACUAUGGUCCCACCCCUUCCUCGAAACUGGAAGGCCUUUGUGUCUCUGCACACAGAUCUGACAGUUGAGGUGAAUAUUCCAUCACACGAAGGCAAGAAAUGUUGCUCUCUUUUCCUUGAUGGAACCGAAUUUUAUGACCACUAAUAAUGUAAUUUUAAAGUAGAGAUUCGCCCUUGUGCAUCCAUUGUGUUUCGGCAGACGAUAAUUGUUGACUACCACAUCAUGCUCUUCCUUGCUCGGAAAGGGUGGUGUUCUUAAAAACUGA
Messenger RNA from Physcomitrium patens, 2604 nucleotides. Its product is annotated as oxysterol-binding protein-related protein 3A. The record is from RefSeq and is a predicted model, not a curated record. Gene Ontology annotation, molecular function: sterol binding. Gene Ontology annotation, cellular component: membrane; cytosol. Lineage: Eukaryota; Viridiplantae; Streptophyta; Bryopsida; Funariales; Funariaceae.